AUGUAUAAACAGUCUGAGGUACGUCCUGACCCCGUGCAGGAGACAGCAGUAGCUUUUCUGUGCGACCUUUUCCCCGAGUCUAGAAACAGGCUUCUCAUUCUUCACAUCGGAAUGGGAACUGGACGGUUGGCAGAAGAGAUGGUGAAUAAAGGAUUUUAUCUCAUUGAUGUCGUUGAACCGUCGAACAACGCUGUAACUGAUGCUACAAGAUGCUGCCUUUACGACAAAGUUUACAAGUGUUGUUUUAGUGCCGCUUGCGUGGCUAUACCUGAUGGUAUGUAUGACAUUGUGGUGUGGAUGCAAGAGAUUUUGGGCCAGCGUAUUCCUCUUGAAGGUCUCUCUGAACUAAUUAGGCUAUGCAAACCAGGUGGUAUAGUGGUGAUGGCCGUCGAGGAAACACACCCGUACACUGGUGGCUACACAGCCAGGCUGCAGUCCGCCAUGAUGGACUUGGAG
Messenger RNA from Candidula unifasciata, 456 nucleotides. Lineage: Eukaryota; Metazoa; Mollusca; Gastropoda; Stylommatophora; Geomitridae. The record is from the annotation of a GenBank genome assembly.